CAAUCCCCCCUACUUUCUCGUCUCCUUGUCCCCUCCUUCCCCUUAUCUCCGCCGCUUCUCUGCAAAAUCUACUCUCUCUCUUCUUUCUCUCUCUAUAUAGCUCUGUAUAUCUCUCUAUAUAGCUCUGUAUAUCAAUCGCCAUUAUCAUCUUCAUCAUCUUCGAAUGCUAAAGGAGGAAAAACAUCUUUCCGAUCAGAUUCACGAAUCAAAAUGCUGAAACCACUUUCGAUUUUAUGGAUUCUAUCCAUUUUCUCUGUAAUCACUCACGUUCUCUGUCAAUCAAGCGCAGCUGAUGCAUCAGCAAUGGAGGAUUUGAAAAAAAGCAUCGGAUCGCCGAGUUCGUUGAAAUGGACUGACUCGGAUCCUUGUAAUUGGGGUUACGUAAGUUGUACAAAUGAUAAACGAGUCACGAGAAUCCAAAUCGGUAACCAGAAUCUACAAGGUACACUUCCGGCGAGCUUAUCUAACCUUACGUCUUUGAUUAAAUUCGAAGUUAUGAAGAAUCAAUUAAACGGACCUAUACCUAGUUUCGCGGGAAUGAGUUCUUUACAGUCAUUGUUACUUAACAAUAACAAUUUCUCUUCAAUUCCUUCCGAUUUCUUCACUGGUAUGUCUUCUCUUCAAGAGGUUUUCCUUGAAUACAACGCGUUUUCGCCUUGGUCGAUUCCUGAAAGCCUUAAAGACGCGUCGACUUUGAAACUUUUCUCUGCUACCGCUACUAAUAUGAUCGGGAAAAUCCCUGAGUUUCUCAAUAGCGGUAACUUUCCUGGAUUGACUGAUCUUCGUUUAGCGACCAACAAUCUUGAAGGAGAAUUACCGACGGGGUUUUCUGGUUCGUCGAUUCAAAACCUAUGGUUGAAUGGACAACAAGGAACAUCGCAGUUGAAUGGAUCACUCGCUGUUUUACAGAACAUGACUCAAUUGAAUCAGGUUUGGUUACAUAGCAAUGCAUUCUCCGGUCCUCUCCCUGAUUUCUCCGGUUUGAUUAUGUUACAGAAUUUUAGUGUCAGAGACAAUAGAAUUACAGGUCCGGUACCGGAUUCAUUAACAAAGAUUGUUUCUUUAAAAGUUGUAAACUUGACAAACAACCUUUUACAAGGUCCUACCCCGAUUUUCGAUCCAUCUGUUCAAGUUGAUAUGAGUAAUAACUCUAAUAGCUUCUGUUUAUCAACCCCUGGAGCUCCCUGUGAUUCUCGAGUUGGUUCUCUGCUUAAGAUUGUUCAAUCUUUGGGUUAUCCUUCUUCAUUUGCACAAAGCUGGAAAGGAAACGAUCCAUGCCAAAGCUGGACUGGUAUUGUUUGCUCUAAUGGCGAGAUUAUCAUCAUCAAUUUCCCUAAAAUGGGUCUUACUGGUACAAUUUCUCCAAGUUUCUCAUUGAUUCCUUCUCUCCGGAAGAUAAUCCUUGCCAAUAACAAUCUUUCCGGUACCAUACCAGCUGAGCUCACCACUCUAUCGAACUUAACUGAGCUAGAUGUUUCAAAUAACCAAAUUCAUGGAAAAGUUCCAGCUUUUAGAACUAACGUGUUAGUUAAUGUUAAUGGAAACACCAAUAUUGGGAAAGAUUCUGUAAGUCCUCCCUCUGGUAGUGGAGAUUCGCCUUCCGGCAAUGGAACUCAAACCGCCUCUAAGAAGUCGUCGAAUGGAGUCAUUAUUGGCUCUGUUAUCGGAGCCACAUGCUUCGUUUUCCUUGUGGCUUUUGGCGUGUUCUUUGCUUACAAGUCUAAGAAGAAACGAUAUGGAAGAGUUCAGAACCCUAACGGGUUCGUGAUUCAUCCUCGUAACUCAGGGUCCGAUGGAGGGGACUUGAAGAUAACUGUUUCGGGCACGGGUGUUAACAGAGCGACCACUAGCGAAACUAGCCAUGGUAGUAGUGGUCCGAGUGAUCUUCAUGUGAUCGAGACAGGGACAAUGGUGAUCUCUAUUCAGGUCUUGAGAAAUGUGACGAACAAUUUCAACGAGGAGAAUAUACUUGGGAGAGGCGGUUUUGGUACGGUUUACAAAGGGGAAUUGCAUGAUGGUACUAAGAUCGCUGUUAAGAGGAUGGAAUCGGGGGUUUUGACCGAGAAGGGUUUGGAGGAGUUCAAAUCGGAGAUUGCGGUUCUUACUAAAGUUAGGCAUAGGCAUUUGGUCGCUCUUCUCGGGUAUUGUUUGGAAGGGAACGAGAGAUUGCUUGUUUACGAGUAUAUGCCUCAAGGGACGUUGAGUAGACAUCUUUUUCAAUGGAAAGAAGAGGGAUUGAAGCCGUUAGAAUGGGCUAAACGGUUGACUCUUGCUCUUGAUGUUGCUAGAGGAGUUGAAUAUCUUCAUGGAUUGGCACACCAAAGCUUUAUUCAUAGGGAUCUUAAGCCAUCUAAUAUUCUGUUGGGCGAUGAUAUGCGCGCUAAAGUUGCCGAUUUUGGCCUUGUUCGUCUUGCUCCGGAAGGGAAGGAUUUCGUAGUCACUAAGCUUGCGGGUACUUUUGGGUACCUUGCUCCGGAAUAUGCAGUGACAGGCCGAGUAACUACAAAAAUCGACGUAUUCGCAAUCGGAGUGAUCCUAAUGGAACUGGUAACAGGUCGAAAGGCAUUAGACGAGACUCAAAAAGAAGAAAGUGUUCAUCUGGUCCAUUGGUUUCGCAGAUCAAUGAUAGACAAAGAGGCCUUCCCAAAAGCAGUUGACCCAACUAUCGAACUCGAUGAGGGUACCCUUGGCAGUGUCCGAACAGUUGCUGAACUAGCAGGUUACUGUUGUUCAAGAGAACCAACCCAAAGACCAGACAUGGGUCAUGUUGUUAAUGUACUGUCUUCUCUAUCAGAGCUAUGGAAACCGUCUGAACCAGACUUUGAGGACAUGUAUGGAAUCGAUUUCGAUAUGACUUUACAACAGGCUGUGAAGAAAUGGCAAUCUUUGGAAGAUAUGACUGGAGUUGACAUUUCAUCGACUUCGUUUCUCGCUAGUGGUGAUAAUACUCAAACGAGUAUACCCACUAGACCUUCUGGCUUUGCUGAUUCGUUUACAUCGACUGAUGGCCGUUAAUUUCUUGUUUAGUAAUGUUAUCGUUAGGGUUUAUGUGCGUCUCGUGUCGUCCUGUUUUUUAUUUUAAGACUUGUUCUAGAUUUGUUGGGUAGGGUUUGUGAAGUUUAAAUUUGGGAUAUUUAUUUAUCAUACAGUGAAUCUAGUUAAUGGUUUUAUUUUUGUA
Molecule: messenger RNA, 3178 nt
Organism: Impatiens glandulifera
Lineage: Eukaryota; Viridiplantae; Streptophyta; Magnoliopsida; Ericales; Balsaminaceae
Product: receptor protein kinase TMK1-like
Exons: 2
Coding region: 211-3015 (934 amino acids)
Biological process (GO): protein phosphorylation
Molecular function (GO): ATP binding; protein binding; protein kinase activity
Source: RefSeq, a predicted model, not a curated record